ACUUUUUAUUCUUUUUUUUUGUGUAAUAGACACAAAGCGCGUGAGCAGAACGAUGGCUUUUACAAUUGUUGAUGUACUUCCAAGAAUUUCAGAACAGAACCAAGAUAAAUGCGUUCUUAAUUGUACAUUCAACUCCACGAAGCUUUAUUGCUGCUCAAGUAGUUCGACUAUGUUUUGCAGCAGCAAAAUAUGUACACAGCACAACACGGAUGUAUUCUGGGUUAUUCUUGGUUUUGCUGUAACGUUGGCCAUUAUUGCCAGCUUGGCUGUCAUUGCUCGAUGCAGUGGUUCCUUGAGAAGGAGGUUCUGCUGUAAGCUUGGACGCGGAAAUUAUCAACCAAACUUAAUUCCUAACGUUGUCUUCAAUCAAACGAACGAAUGUAAAGAUGCAAUAGGGGGAGUGUUUAAACAAAACGACUUGCCGUAUCAAGUGGAAUAAGUCGCACACUGACAAUUCAAUAUGCAUUUUUUAAAUUAAACCUGUAAGAAUUGAAAGAAUGAAUGAAUGUAACUUUAUCCUAGUUCAAAAACACAUACUACGCCAAAGAGCAUCGAUAACAGUGUCGAGCAUCAAACUCGCUAUUAUGUAUUAUGUUACGACACAUAUGCGUCUAUUAUCACUUAGCCAUGGAGUCGAACAAAACA
Molecule: messenger RNA, 645 nt
Organism: Ciona intestinalis (vase tunicate)
Lineage: Eukaryota; Metazoa; Chordata; Ascidiacea; Phlebobranchia; Cionidae
Source: RefSeq, a predicted model, not a curated record